Molecule: messenger RNA, 1354 nt
Organism: Carassius auratus (goldfish)
Lineage: Eukaryota; Metazoa; Chordata; Actinopteri; Cypriniformes; Cyprinidae
Product: allograft inflammatory factor 1-like
Exons: 6
Coding region: 165-611 (148 amino acids)
Biological process (GO): actin filament bundle assembly; ruffle assembly
Cellular component (GO): actin filament; ruffle membrane
Molecular function (GO): calcium ion binding; actin filament binding
Source: RefSeq, a predicted model, not a curated record
AUAGCUGCAUUCCUGGCGAGCAGCGACUACAUCACAGGGAGACCUGACCUGCGCCUCUAAGCAGCGUGAGAUUCCCUCUCUCCAGCAUUACUGUCGCGAGCAGUCACCUAAACCAGUGUUUCUCCAACUCCCUUCCUUCAUUACCAUCGCUUGACCGUCCCAGCAUGCCUUCCAACCUGGAUUUACAAGGCGGAAAAGCCUUCGGGUUACUCAAAGCACAGCAGAGGGAGAAACUGGAGGAAAUCAAUAAGGAGUUUAUGGAAGACCAGAAGUACAGGGAUGAAGAGGAUUUACCAGAGAAGUUGGAUUCUUUAAAAAAUAAAUAUGCUGAGUUUGACCUGAAUGAUCAGGGGGAGAUCGACAUGAUGGGCUUGAAGCGAAUGAUGGAGAAGUUGGGUGUGCCAAAGACCCAUCUGGAGAUGAAGAAAAUGAUCUCGGAGGUGACCGGAGGUUGCAGCGACACCAUCAACUACAGGGACUUUGUGAAAAUGAUGCUUGGCAAGCGAUCAGCUGUUCUCAAACUGGUUAUGAUGUUUGAAGACAAAGCUAACGGGACCAGCUGUAAACCCGGUGGACCCCCUCCCAAGCGUGACAUCACCAGCCUACCAUAGACCAGUGGAGAUGGAUUUGAUUGACAUCUCUGCAUUCACAAAUCCCGCCCAUUUAACAUUAGGGGCUAGGUUUCUAUAGCCUUACCUAGAAUAUUUUUGGCAAGAUCCAGGGAAAAUCUUAGUUCAUAGACAGACAAAAUUAAGAAAAAAAAGAAAGAUGUCUAUAUUUGCUGUGAAAGUCAAAGCGUAUAGUAGCUUUUUAUAAGUAAACAAAUGUAUAUAUUUAUAUGAAAAAGGUGUUUUUGAAUCGUGUUUACAAGCACAAAUCCUGUAAGUGGGGGAAGUUGAGUGUGUAACACUGCAAGUGAACCAAGUAAAGUGUACAGGAUGACACAAUUUUAGCUUGUAAGGCAAAUUUUAAGAAUUAAGAUUUUUCAUCUUCCCCAUAAUGUGUGAAUUGUUUCAUUUCAGUACAUUCGUGUUUGCCAUUUGAGUCGCUUGAAGAGUUCUUUAGCUUAUGCUUAACACAGAGUCCUAUAAUGUGACAUCAUAGAUGUUUGUGUGUAAGAGGCUCUUUUAAGAAUCAGUUAGUGCUCAGCCAUGAAAAAAAAAAACUUCAUUUAGCUUGAUCUGCUUCUUGAAGCAGGAUUUCCUUUGUAACAUUUUUGUACAGGAAGGCGCAGGGAGUGAAAAUGCUGGGAUGUGAGUGAGGGAGAAGGCAAAAAGGGACGACCGUUCAUUCCUCAGAUUUUCUUUGCUCAUUCUCUGUCCAUUUUUUACUUUCCACGGUCUUCAAACUGUUU